Sycon ciliatum is the source of this 2750-nucleotide messenger RNA. RefSeq names its product kielin/chordin-like protein. The coding region runs from base 1179 to 2003 and encodes 274 amino acids. Lineage: Eukaryota; Metazoa; Porifera; Calcarea; Leucosolenida; Sycettidae. The transcript has 10 exons. The record is from RefSeq and is a predicted model, not a curated record.
CAAAAAGUUUCUGUGGAGCUACGAAAGCGUUCACUCGGUUUGAUUUAUUUUGUUCUAAAUUUCGAUUCAGGUUUCUCUUGCGUUCUGGACGCUCAUCUAAACAGUAGUAGACUUCCCUCGUACUCCGACUAGGGAAGUUUCAGUAUGACUGUAGGGCGAGUAUCCACGAGCCUGACGAGGUAUGCGUCGAGGCUGCCCUGUCUAGUGGUGCUCUCUCUGCUGAGUGGCGCUUUUGCGAAUCUGGCUAGCGGAGAGGACAUUGGUACCAAUGUCGGAAAUUGCCAGGACUCCCUCCAUGCUAUUCACGAGCAUGGAUCCACGUGGAAGGAUUCAUCUAGCGGAUGUCGCCGGUGCCAGUGUAGGCUUGGGACGGUUAGUUGCGUUGAGCUGGACAGGAAUUGUAGCGUCGACCUGUCGGGCUGUGCUGAUGGCGAGCAUGUUGUGCCAGCUGUGGACGCGUGUAGCUGCCCGACCUGCGAAGCUGAUAUUGGCAGCUGUAAGGAUGCGUCAAAUGCGACGUGGAGACACGGUGCAAGCUGGAAUUAUCCCACCCAUGAUGGUUGCCAGAGUUGCUCGUGCAACAGUGGACAGAUAAGGUGCGGUGAAUUGGCGAUCGAUUGCAUUUUCAAUGCACCCUGUACUGCUGGCCAGCGGCGCAUUCCGGCAAAGGACACCUGCCAUUGCUACACUUGUGAAAGAGAGGCUGGACCGUUGGCGGGCUGUGUGGACCCGUUUGGUCAAUUCCAUCGCAGUGGGGAGAACUGGGACGAGACUGUGCAGGGAUGUUUUUCGUGUCGCUGCCACAAUGGAACGAGAACGUGCGUGCAUAGAAUCCGCUCCUGCCCCUCCCUGGAGAACUGUAACAGGGCUUUUCAUAUCCACAUGCCGCUGAACCUGUGUGAAUGUCCAUACUGUUCGGAGGAUAAUCCCAGUGAUCUGAAGUCUUGCAGGAGCCUGAGCGUGUCACGUACAAUCACACGGAGACGUACGCUGAGCAGCGGCAUGAUCAGUGUGUGCUGUGUCAGUGUAGGAACGGGCAAGCACUGUGCACCGACUUACCGCCCGAUUGUGCAGAAGUGUGCGAGCCCGGCUAUCGCUCUGUCAUUGACAGUGAGAAUCCGUGUCAAUGCCGCACCUGCGAGGUCAUUCAGGGUCCUGAGCCGAAUUGCACGGACCACAUGGGAGUAUUGCAUGCUCCAGGCAGCACCUAUAUGCAGGCCAGCCAUACUGCAUUGAAAUGCGAGCGUUGCCAGUGUGUGGAUGGCGUCAAGGAGUGCCGAGAUCAUACGCCCACCUGCGCCGCGCAGUGUGCGGAUGGCGAACACAACGACCUCGACGCACUCGAUCCUUGCGGCUGCCAAGCCUGCUAUCCUACGGCACCUAGUACAAAAACACGUUGCAUAGACUCCGAUCUUCAACCACGCUCAAUCGGCGAAUGGUAUCGGGACACUAGAUCCGGUCAGUGUAUGAUCUGUCACUGCCAGGCAACCUCCGCGGUCUGCAGGCUGAUGCAACCGAGUUGUACAGGCGGGUGCGAAGAGGGAUUCGAGCCAGCCCUUGACGAGAACAAUCCAUGCGAGUGCGUGUGCCGACCGAUUUCAGGAUGUGAUUUCCGGGGGCAGCAGUAUGCCAAUGGUGAUACAUGGACGGUAUCCGCCUACCAUAAUUGUAGCUGCUUGAACGGAACUGUGAUGUGUGAGCUCAGAGCUGUCAAGACCUGCUCCCCGGGGGCAUUACCAUGUCCUACCGAAGCGGUCAUACGCUCCAAGAACGUCUACGAGUGCGAUCGUUGUCCAGCUGACGGAGAGACGUGUCCUCGUCAGAGAGUAAGCUUCUGGUUCAACCGGGGCGUGACAUGCGAGUUCUGUUUCUGCAUCAGCGGUCGUGCCAGGUGCAUUCCCAACCCAUUUGGCUGCUCACCAUGCGGCCCCGACCACCUGGAGUAUCCCCGUGUCGAUUCCUGCUCCUGCCCAUUCUGUGUUCCCAUCUCCAAUGGCGCUUGAUGAUUAUGGUCUAGCUUUGCUCAAGAAUUUCAACACCACUGUCCGAUACAGCGACAAGAUUUAACCUGCAGUACUUGCUCUUCUUACGGCCCCACUUCUUUCUUCUCAUAGAUGUUGCGCUUGCGAUGUUCUGAAUUCGCUUGGCAACUGUAGAUGCCCUUUCAGUGAUUAUCAAUAUCUUCAGUAAUUUCUGCCCUGUCUCAUCCUAGAUUAGUGCCAUGGCUGUGCAAGUUCAGUUGCAAAACAAUUUCGCAAUUACAGUGCACAGUCAUAGUGAUCUAUGGGGAUUGUCCCAUUCUGUGUUAUGUAUGGCACGAGAGAAUCAAUGAGCUCAAACCACGCUCCUGCAUACCGUUCUCCUCUCUUACAGCUCUUUUGGCUGCAGUAUAUCACACUUGUGCUCACCAUGGCAUGUGUCACUUCUGGAGACAGUUCUGGGUAUGAUUAGCAAAAUAGGCAGCAUUUUCUGCCUAAACAAUAUAUAUGUAGGCAGGUUGCCUGCAAACAAUUCAAACAUAAUAAUGAUAAUAUUUUUUUGUCUUUCCCUCAAACUAGUGAAGAAUUAGGGAAUGAGGGUAUGCCACAUUUCUAUGCAGAAUGAGCGCAAUUGCGCCAAUUUCGCCCUAUAAAGAUCAGUCUAUUAUUAUUAAUCUUUCAUUCAACAUCAUUAUGCCUCCACUGAUCAGCUCAGGAGGAGCGAAACAGCUGUCUGGAGGGUCAAUGUCAAUAUCCAUCUAUAUACCAGAA